Messenger RNA from Drosophila busckii, 1808 nucleotides. Its product is annotated as myb-like protein AA. The coding region runs from base 472 to 1656 and encodes 394 amino acids. The record is from RefSeq and is a predicted model, not a curated record. Lineage: Eukaryota; Metazoa; Arthropoda; Insecta; Diptera; Drosophilidae. The transcript has a single exon.
CCUUUAUAAAUAGUACUAAUUGUAUGUUUGUAUAUCAAUGGAAACGUUUUAAUUUAUGCAAAUGAAAAGUGCACACAAAAGCCAAAAACAACAACAAGCGUAACAGUUACAACAAAUGUUACAAGAGUUCUAAAAUUAAUUUGCUUUUAUGCUAACAAUAGAAACCGUUUUCACCAACAACAACAACAACUACACCAACAACAACAACAAAUAGCGUAAAGCAAUGUGGAAGCCAUAACAUAAAAACGCUUUAGAGUCGUAAACGUGUGCCAAAGAGACAGACGACGAACGUUUAACGUUUUCUCUAUAGAAUUUUUUUAUUUUUGUUCUAUUUUGUUAUUUCGUUGAGCGCGUGUGUGUGUUUCGCUCGGCGGUUUCCGUUUCGGUUUCGUCUCUCUCUGCGGCUUCGGUUUUGGUUUCGGUUCCGGUUCGUUUUGGCUGCACACUUCUUCCAAUGGCUGUCAGUUCCUUAUGAUGGAGACAUUUCUUGUCCUGGGCUUGUGUUUUAUCCUGUACGAAGCAUUGGAUUUCUUUCAAGGCUGCAUACACAGCAACACACCAUCGCCCAGUGAUCAGAUCGAGGCCUAUCGCCGCGAACUCGACGAACAGCGCCAGCAGCAGCAGCAGGAACAGUUCCUGGCCGGUUUGACGCCCCUGCUGGGCGCACAGUUUGCCGCUGCGGCAGCCGCUGCCGCUGGCUCACAGUCAACGCUCAGCAGCACAACCACGCCCACCGCCUCCACGGCGAGCGUUAUUAGUGACUCCUACGAGUCGCAGUCACAGUCGCAGUCCCAAUCGCACUCCCAAUCGCAAUCACAGUCGCAGGCUCAGCAGCCGCAUUCGCUGAGCACGCCCGGACUAUUUCGUCCAGCUGCCUUGGGCUAUUACGAUCCGGAGGAUCCGUUGCAUGCCACAUCAUCGCUGCCACGCGACUAUUACUAUCUGCAGCAGCAGCAACUGAAGAACAAGGCCAGCUCCAAGUCACUGCUCUCCAAGUUUAGCUUGGACAACUCGGACAAUCGCAUACAUCCGGAGGCGGCCGGACCACACGGAGUGCUGGGCGUGCCCGCUGCGGCGGUCAUUACCACGCAGCCACAGCUGGCCGAGGCGUCUGCCCAUUUGGGUCUCUUCGAUUGCCAGCCGCAGUUGCUGCCGCUGCAUGCAACAGCGCCGCUGCUGCUGGAACUCAAGCGUGCCAUCAUCAGCAACGACACCAGUCAGAAGCAGCAGCAUCAACAGCAACAGCAACAGCAAUACGACGUGGAUGAGCUCAGCAAUAACGAUAACGAUAACGACUGCCCGCAGUGCUUAGACGAAGCCGCCGAGGAGGACAACGACGACGACGACGCCGACGAGGACAGCUCCAGCUGCAGUUCAGGCAAUUCACCCACGCCCAACGCCAAUAGUGAACCGAAUAUUUGCGCCGCUGUCGCUGUGCAUCUGCCACGAAUUCAUCACAUUGCCAUUGACGACAUUGGCAUUGGUGGCCCACUGUCCGCCGUAUCCGGAGGAUCGCAGAAUCAAGUCAGCAGCAGUUUGGCCCACAGCUCCAGUUCCAGCACAUCGCACGCCGAUUUCCGUGAAAUUGAAUGCGAGCGUCUGCGGCGCAAGUGCGUGAGCGUUAAACGCAUCUAUAGCAUAUCGGAAAAGUUCUAAAUUCUCGAAUCUCGAAUCUCUCGCCACCAAAAAUCAACUCAUACUGUACAAAAAGCGCAAAUCUCACCAUUGCACCAACCAAAAAAAUAAAUUAAAUCCGCAGCAAGUUCAAUCAACUCAACAGCCAACAACUAAAUUUAAAUCAAAUCAAA